Molecule: messenger RNA, 1302 nt
Organism: Seminavis robusta
Lineage: Eukaryota; Bacillariophyta; Bacillariophyceae; Naviculales; Naviculaceae
Source: the annotation of a GenBank genome assembly
AUGAUUUUGACCGAAUGUUGUAUUGCUUCUUGUCACAAGGGAGCCCCAGAGACCGCAGGAGCACCUGAACCACCGGCGUCGGCCAUUAUUUGCGCUUACAUGCCGAAUGAACAGUACACUAUCAAGGAAACCAUCGAUCACUUCCUCGCACUUGAUUAUGCUCCCGGAUUACAAGUGAUCCUGAGUUACAAUUCACCAUUCUAUUGUCCCAUCGAAGCCGAGCUCCGGGAACUGGCCAAGAUACAUCCAAACUUUGAUCUGCUCAAGGUCAAGGGCUCCACCUCCAAGGCCGAAAACUUGAACACGGCUCUAAAAUAUGUCACUGGAGAGUUUGUAGCUUGCUUCGAUGCCGAUCACAUGCCCGAGCAGGGCUCUUUUGAGCGCGCCUGGAGAUGGCUGUCUAAUGGGUAUGAUGUGGUUCAGGGUCAUUGCCUCGUCCGAAACCCCGAAGAGAGCUUCUGGGCAAAGAUGGUUGCCAUUGAGUUCGAAACUAUCUACGCACUCGCCCAUCCCGGGAGAACGGUUCGCGAUGGCUUUGGUGUCUUUGGUGGUUCCAAUGGAUACUGGAAUACAGCCCUGCUCCAACGUAUUGGAAUGGUUGGAGCGAUGCUGACUGAGGAUAUCGACUCUUCCAUGCGCGUUAUCGAAGAGGGGGGCAAGAUCGGCACCGACCCUGAACUCAUCAGCCUUGAACUGGCGACUUCUACCUUUCUUCAAGUCUGGAACCAGCGUCUUCGGUGGGCCCAAGGAUGGAUGCAGGUUUCUAUCAAGCACCUGUGGCCAAUGAUACGGAACCCACACUUUGGUAUUCGAAGCAAACUGGGGGCAUUCAUGCUUCUUUUCGUCCGUGAAAUCUACCCAUGGAUUUCCAUGCAAAUUAUCCCUCUUCUCAUCUUCUGGUACAUCCGAGGCGACAACAUGGAUUGGAAAAUUCCUCUAUUCAUCACUUCUUCCAUUUACACCUCCGUAAUUGGCCCAAUCACUGUCCUCGUCACUUUUGGGCUCGCACAUCCAUCGCUCAAGAAACCAUGGUGGUUUGUCAUUUACGCCUUCUUCUCUGUCCUCUUCUACACUGAAUUGAAGAAUGUCAUUUGUCGUGUAGCCCUCAUCAAGCAAAUCUUUGGGGAGACUGGCUGGAGAGUGACCCCGCGAAGCGCCAAUGCUCCAGUCAAGGAAUUGGAUGGUAGCGCGGACGAAAAUGGGCUCCCAAUAACCGACACAAGCGAGUCCCUCGAAUUUGAAAGCGAUACCGAUACCGAUAGCGACUGGAUGAACACUCUGGAAACUGAAUUCGAUGUUUGA